Zygosaccharomyces rouxii is the source of this 1533-nucleotide messenger RNA. RefSeq names its product metallodipeptidase (gene DUG1). Gene Ontology annotation, biological process: proteolysis. The record is from RefSeq and is a predicted model, not a curated record. NCBI's taxonomy places the organism in Eukaryota, Fungi, Ascomycota, Saccharomycetes, Saccharomycetales, Saccharomycetaceae. The transcript has a single exon. Gene Ontology annotation, molecular function: metallodipeptidase activity. Bases 1 to 1533 code for a protein of 510 amino acids.
AUGCUAACUAGGGCUUUAGGAGUAUCUAGUUGUUUGAGACGAAUUGCAACACCAAAUAUUGUUAAAAGAACCGUUAUGACUACAAAUUUGCAACCUAAAUUUGAAAAAUUAUUUGAUCGCAUUGAUGCAUUGAAACCAGCUUUCAUCGAGAGAUUGGGUCAAGCCGUUGAAAUUCCAGCAGUUUCUGGUGAUGAGACUUUGAGACCACAGGUGGUUAAGAAGGCACAUUUCUUGGUGGACCAAUUGUCAAAAUUGGGCUUUACAGACAUUCAAUUGAAACAUUUGGGCAAACAACCACCACCAACCUCUAUUCCUGAUCUACAAUUGCCUCCUGUAGUUCUUUCAAGAUUUGGUAAUGAUCCCUCCAAAAAGACAGUUCUUGUGUAUGGUCAUUAUGAUGUGCAACCAGCAUCUUUGGAAGAUGGUUGGGAUACCGAGCCAUUCAAGAUGUAUGUUGAUGAAAAAUUGCAAUUGAUGAGAGGUAGAGGUACUACAGAUGACACUGGUCCUUUGACGGGUUGGUUAAACGUUGUACAAGCUCACAAGGAGGCAGGUGUUGAGUUGCCUGUAAAUUUGGUUACCUGUUUUGAAGGUAUGGAAGAGUCUGGAUCUCUAGGUUUAGAUGAUUUGAUUGCCAGAGAAGCUCAAGGGUACUUCAAAGGUGUGGAUGCCGUUUGUAUAUCCGAUAACUACUGGUUGGGUACGAAGAAACCAGUGCUAACCUAUGGUUUGAGAGGUGUUAAUUACUACCAAACAACUGUUGAAGGCCCAGCUGCUGAUUUACAUUCAGGUAUUUUUGGUGGUGUUGUGGCAGAGCCCCUAGUGGAUUUAACACAAGUCUUGUCAUCCCUAGUGGAUUCUAAGGGAAAGAUCCUAAUCGAUGGUAUUGAUGAAAUGGUUGCACCAUUAACUGAAAAAGAGAAAAAGCUUUAUGAAAAUAUUGAUUUCAGUUUAGACGAUUUGAAUGCAGCAACCGGCUCCCAAACUGCGCUUUACAACAAGAAGGAGGAUAUCCUCAUGCACAGAUGGAGAUACCCAUCAUUGUCCUUGCAUGGUGUUGAAGGUGCUUUCUCGUCUGCCGGUGCCAAGACUGUUAUCCCAGCUAAAGUCCAUGGUAAAUUUUCCAUUAGAACUGUUCCUGAUAUCGAUUCUGAUAAGUUGACUAAGUUGGUGCAAGAUCACUGUAACAAGGUUUUCGCUAAAUUGGGAUCUCCUAACAAAUGUUCUACGGAAUUGGUUCAUGACGGUAACUAUUGGGUUUCCGAUCCCCAUAACGCAUCUUUCACUGCUGCUGCAAAGGCUACGAAAGACGUAUACGGUGUGGAACCUGAUCUAACUAGAGAAGGUGGAUCGAUCCCUAUUACUCUAACUUUCCAAGAUCAAUUGAAAUGUAACGUUCUAUUGUUGCCAAUGGGUAGAGGUGAUGACGGUGCACAUUCCAUCAAUGAGAAAUUAGAUAUCAGUAAUUUUGUUGGCGGUAUGAAAAUGAUGGGUGCCUACUUACACUACUAUGCUGAAUCUAAAGAGAAUUGA